AUGCAAAACAAAAGCUUUGUAACUGAGUUUGUCCUCCUCGGACUUUCACAGAAUCCAAAUGUUCAGAAAAUCAUGUUUGUUCUAUUUCUGCUGGUCUACAUUGUGACUCUCACUGGCAAUCUGCUGAUUGUGGUGACCAUCCGUAGCACUCCGACACUCCUGGCCUCCCCAAUGUACUUCUUCCUGGCUUUCCUGUCUCUGCUGGAUGCAUGCUUCUCCUCCAUUAUUGCCCCAAAGAUGAUUGUUGACCUUCUCUAUGAGAAGAAAACCAUUUCCUUUGUAGGCUGUCUGACCCAGCUCUUCUGUGUACACUUCUUUGGUGGGGUAGAGGUGAUUGUCCUCACAGCCAUGGCCUAUGACAGGUACGUGGCCAUCUGUAAACCUUUGCACUAUUCCUCUAUCAUGAACUCAAGACUCUGUGGCAUUUUGCUUGGAGUAGCCUGGGCAGGGGGCUUUCUGCACUCCGUUAUUCAAAUUGCCUUUACUUGCCAGCUGCCCUUCUGUGGCCCCAAUAUUAUCGAUCAUUUCAUGUGUGACUUUUACCCAUUGCUGAAGCUGGCCUGCACGGAUCCAUAUGUUUUUAACAUUUUGGUGGUGGCCAACAGUGGGUCCAUCUGCAUCCUGAUCUUCUCCCUGUUGCUUGUGUCCUACAGUGUCAUCUUGUUCUCCCUGAGAAACCACAGCCCUGAAGGACAGAGGAAAGCCCUCUCCACCUGCGGAGCUCACAUUGCGGUUGUGGUUAUGUUAUUUGUCCCGUGUAUAUACGAGUAUGCACGACCUCCAUUUGUUUUCUCCUUUGACAAAAUGAUGGAGAUAUUUUAUGCUGUGAUAACUCCUCUCCUGAAUCCUUUGAUUUAUACUUUCAGGAAUAAGGAGGUGAUAAAUGCCAUGGGAAAACUCUGGAAAAGAUUAAUGGCUUUGUCUGAUCAAAAAUAA
Sorex araneus (European shrew) is the source of this 936-nucleotide messenger RNA. RefSeq names its product olfactory receptor 4C15-like. The record is from RefSeq and is a predicted model, not a curated record. NCBI's taxonomy places the organism in Eukaryota, Metazoa, Chordata, Mammalia, Eulipotyphla, Soricidae. Gene Ontology annotation, cellular component: membrane. Bases 1 to 936 code for a protein of 311 amino acids. Gene Ontology annotation, molecular function: olfactory receptor activity; G protein-coupled receptor activity. Gene Ontology annotation, biological process: G protein-coupled receptor signaling pathway. The transcript has a single exon.